UGCAAAGGAGAUGUGCCACCGCACAACGAGCUCUGCCAAGCACCAGAUGACGGGCUGAGGGGUGCGUUUGAAACUCCGGGAGUGGCUUGGAUGACAGCAGUGGCUGUGAACGUCCUACCCCCAACUGGAAACAAUAUGAAUACCUCGGUCCUCACCCCCCAGGGAAAUAUUUCUGGUCCCCUGAAUUUUUCUGAGACAAGCUCACAGAUUUUGCAGUUUGAGGAUGAGGAUUGCCAUGUGCCUUUGGCCAUGGUCUUCACUUUGGCCUUGGCUUAUGGGACUGUGAUAAUCCUGGGAGUCUCUGGGAAUUUGGCCUUGAUUGUCAUUAUUUUAAAACAAAAGGAAAUGCGCAAUGUGACCAACAUCCUCAUUGUCAACCUAUCCUUUUCUGAUCUUCUAGUGACCAUCAUGUGUCUUCCCUUUACCUUCGUGUACACUUUAAUGGACCACUGGAUUUUUGGGGAGGCCAUGUGCAAAUUGAAUCCUUUUGUGCAAUGUGCCUCAAUCACCGUCUCAGUCUUUUCUUUGGUCCUCAUUGCUGUUGAACGCCAUCAGCUAAUCAUCAAUCCUCGGGGCUGGAGGCCAAGCAAUAGACAUGCCUACAUGGGCAUUGCUGCCAUAUGGGUUUUAGCCGCGGCUUCCUCUUUGCCUUUCCUUAUUUACCAUGUGUUAACAGAUGAACCCUUCAGGAACAUAACAUUUGAUGAAUAUAAGGACAAAUAUGUGUGUUUGGACCUUUUCCCCUUGGACACUGCCAGGCUUUCUUACACCACAACGCUUUUGGUGAUUCAGUACAUUGGACCGCUUUGUUUUAUAUUUAUUUGCUACUUGAAGAUAUACAUCCGAUUAAAAAAAAGGAACAACAUGAUGGACAAGAUGAGAGACAAUAAAUACAGAUCCUCUGAAACCAAAAGGAUCAACAUCAUGCUGAUCUCAAUAGUGGUUGCAUUUGCAGUUUGCUGGCUGCCUCUCACCAUCUUCAAUAUUGUGUUUGAUUGGAAUCAUGAAAUUCUGCCUGUCACUACCUGUAGCCACAACCUGUUGUUCCUGAUUUGCCACCUCACUGCCAUGAUCUCUACCUGUGUGAACCCCAUCUUCUAUGGGUUUCUUAAUAAGAACUUUCAGAGGGACCUACAGUUUUUAUUUCAUUUUUGCAAUUUCCGCUCCCAAGAGGAGGAUUAUGAGACCAUAGCCAUGUCCACCAUGCACACAGAUAUUUCAAAAACCUCGUUAAAGCAGGCAAGCCCAGUUGCAUUUAAAAAAAUUAAUAGUGAGGAUGAUGACAAAAUAUAAAGUAAUAAAAAUUCUACACCUGGAAGUGUGAUCACAGGUGAAAUGUGUCCAAGGACAAGCACAAUUACAUAACAAGUACAAAAUGGGUGAUGUUUUCUUCUUUUCCCAAGGAACUUUGAAUGUUGUCGCUUUGAAGUUAUACGCUGUGCAUUUUUGCCUCUUUUACUGCUUUAACGUUCUCAGCAGUUAUAUCUGAAUCUUAUUAACAGACAUAGUGGGACCUGCUACUACCUAUGGGUUUCAUAGAGAGCUGUCUGGUUCUGUUUCUUUUUACAGUUAUGCACUUUAGCACAAAGAUAAAUUUAUUGAUUUUUUUUUUCCAAAGAAGUAGUUGUCAGGAGUGUUCAUAUAAGACCUUUAGAAAGAAUAUAAACCACAGGGAGGCUGUCACUACAGAGGACACCCAUCCUAGAAUAA
Dryobates pubescens (Downy woodpecker) is the source of this 1710-nucleotide messenger RNA. It is a transcript of the gene NPY1R, whose product is annotated as neuropeptide Y receptor Y1. Gene Ontology annotation, biological process: G protein-coupled receptor signaling pathway. Bases 91 to 1293 code for a protein of 400 amino acids. Lineage: Eukaryota; Metazoa; Chordata; Aves; Piciformes; Picidae. Gene Ontology annotation, cellular component: neuron projection; plasma membrane. The record is from RefSeq and is a predicted model, not a curated record. The transcript has 2 exons. Gene Ontology annotation, molecular function: neuropeptide Y receptor activity; neuropeptide binding.